UCACAGAAGAAGAAAUUAAAAACAGAUAUGGCGCGGUGCAGUUGCUCUGUUUACCUUCGACAGCAAAAGUGGAACUAAAGUAAAAUGUGAAGAUUAGGCAGCUGUGGGUGAUAAUACUUAGUUAGUCAGUCGACGGGAAACUUGAUGAUGGCGCUGCGAGGCAACAAAACGAGCUAGCUAACAAAUGCGGCCGUUAGCGUUGCCGAGUUACCGGGUUUCUUUUUCGUCUGUUUUGGACAACGUUGCGCCAGGCUAACACCACCACCCAGGGAGCUGUUUUUACUUACAUUACCUGUAUGCUGGACUAGUGUUCAAGUAUUUCCACAUAGCAAACGCCAGCGGCUCGAAAUACAAGUAAAAAGUCAGCCGCUGGAUAGCAUUGUGCCAGCUGCCACCUGUCGUGCUGAUGCGUGUUGGAGGUUUUAUGAAAGUUUAGGAAAAUGUCAGUAAACGGGAAAGUGAUCCCACACACACCCCUGGCCGUGGACUUCUGGCAGGUGCGGAAGUGUCCCAGCGCGCGCCUCUUCUUCCUGUCGCACAUGCACAGUGACCACACGGUGGGUCUGACCUCCACGUGGAGCGACAGGCCCAUCUACUGCUCCCCGAUCUCUGCCAAGCUGCUCAAGCUCAAGCUGCAGGUCAAAGAGCAGUGGAUCCACCCACUCGAGCUGGAUGAACCGUACAUGCUUCCUCUGGACAGCAUCGGCAAGGAGACGCUGACAGUCACACUGAUGAAUGCUAAUCACUGCCCUGGAGCCGUCAUGUUUCUCUUCCAAGGCUACUUUGGCUCUAUACUGUACACUGGUGAUUUCCGAUACACUCCUUCCAUGCUGCGUGAGCCUUGCCUGAGGACCAACACCACUAUCGAUGUCCUGUACCUGGACAACACCAACUGUGACCCCACCCGCACCCUGCCCUCCAGGCAGCGAGCCGCCCAGCAGAUCAAAGAGAUCAUCCGCAGCCACCCACACCACAACGUCGUCAUCGGUCUCUAUACUCUGGGGAAGGAGUCUCUGCUGGUGGAGCUGGCCAUGGAGUUUAAAACCUGGAUCGAGGUGAGCUUUGAGAGGAUGGAGACCCUCAGAGCCCUGGAGCUGCCUGAUGUCUUCACCACCGACCCAGGAGCCGGCCGAAUCCGUGUUGUGGAGCAGUCGGAGAUUGUGUCUGCCACCUUACACCAAUGGAACAGAGAGUAUCCGACCUUGGCCAUCUUGCCCACCAGCAGGCCCCUGGUCUCCUUCCACCCCAACCUCCAUGUGGUUCCCUACUCGGACCACUCCUCCUACCAAGAGCUGGAGGAUUUUGUCUCUGCACUCAAACCGACCUCUCUGGUCCCCAUUGUGGGCAAGGUCCCUGGAACUCUCUCUGCCUUGAUGCCCAAUAAAAAACGCCAUGAAAUCCUAGUGCCUGAGUCGGUGCAGAGGUACAUGUCGAGGCAGCCUGAGAUCGAUCACACCCGCUCUGAAUGCAUGAGCCUUAUCCGCAGCCUUAUCCGGCCACCCGCUCCCAGGGGGGUGAUAUUUGAGUCUCCUGUAAGGGACUUCAAGAUGUCAUCAGAAGGUAAAGCAAGCUCCCUGGAGCAAGAUGCUUCUGAGGAGGGGAUGGGCAUUGACAACGAUGAAGAUGACUCAGACUGUAUUCUUAUCGACCUGAGCGAGAAUCCCACUCCUGCCAAAAGCCCAAAAGGCGCUGGCAACCUGUGGAGCCUGAAUAUAGUCCAGACCGUCUCUGAAGAAAUGGCGAUGGCAGAGUCAGUGCCAUUCAGUCAGCUCACCCAGAGCAACUUUGCCCCAGUGGAGAUCGUGACAAACACUGUUGCCUCGCUGAAGCCUGUUAUGACCACGAGGGGGCCUUUUCAAGUCAUCCCCGAGGUGAACGAGGACACUGUGUCAACUGACAGCGACACCAGCCAGCAUAGUGGACAUGGAACUGAAUCGACAGACAGCGUGACAUUAAUGCAGAGUAGCUCCAAUAAUGACACCUGUGUUUCAUGUGACUGCUUGACUGUAGUACAAAGUGAGUAUUUAGAGGAGCUUGAAAGGAGUCUCUUGCUGCUUCUGCCAUUCACAGAGGAGGAUACCAGGAGUUAUGGCGUGCUUGACCGCAGCCUUGUGCAGCAGUUCCGCAUCUCCCCUUUGCGCAACUCAGACAAGGACAGCAUCUGUAACUAAGGAGGUAGCUGCAAGUUUUUGCUUUACCUCAGGGGCCUGUGUGUGUAUGUGGCACAACAGCACGCUAUUUCCCUGGUAUUUUCCUAAUUUGUGGCCAUAUUCUUGAUGUUCUUCCAUUCUGUGUGGCUGGUGGUAGCCCAGAAGUUACAAAACUAGGCGUUGUCAUCAGAAGUUCACCGGUUAGAGCCCAUAGACUGGGCAGGGAAACUCAAUGUGAAACACCCUCGCUAAACUACUGUUGAAAUGGCCUUGUGUUGCUCACUUUACCUCACAUUGCUUGAGUGUUGCUGGUUAGUGGCCAAGAGAAGAAGAUGAAUAUUGUGCUGGCCAGCUUCCAGGUGUGAAUGUGGUGGAAAAAAUGAAUGUGAGGCAGGGAAACUUUUCCCUUGAUAAAAGAAAUGGUAAUUUCUUAUUUUAACACCCCAUGUUUUCCUUAUCACAGUGAGGUUAUUCGGUGCUAAUCAUUGUUGUGCAGCUGAUAAGGUGUUUUUUUAUUAUAAGAGAACAGGCUGCCAAGUGAGGUAUUGAAAGCCAGAAAUCUCAGCAUCUGGUAAUUAUUGAUAAGUACUUAGUGAGUCAUUGUAUAAAUUAGCUGUCAAACCCCUGCAUAUACUGUGUGUUGUGAUAUUCUAUGCUGCUAUAGGAUAGAAAAAAAUAAUGUUGCACCUUUAAUUUCAGAUGCCAUAAUAUUGUUAUGUGUACAGUAUACCAGCCAGAGGAGUAUGUUGCCUUGACAGUAUACCUGCGUGAAGAGUUGUUUCACCUAACCAGCAUAGGUCAGGAUUGCAAGGAUUGUUGGCCUCUCUUCUGCUUCCUAGUCUCAAAGUUGUUGUUUUUUUUUUUUAGUUUGAGAUUUCGACAGAAGUUGCUGAACAAUGACGGCAGUUUGUAAUUCUCUGGUUUGGUUUUUUGUUGCCAUCUGUUCACUUGCUAGUGUUUCUGUCCAAGUAUGCAGGCUAGCAGUGGCUUUGUUUAAAUGGUGGUGGUAAUUUUAGUGUGGGUACAUUCUUAUAUAGUCAGAUACUCUGGGCUUGGUGUGUGUGUGUGUGUGUGUGUGUUUGUGAAGCUUCAAAGUAUUUAUCUUCCGCUUGUAAAUAAGGUUUCACUUUAUCUCAUUAGUGCUAUUUGUCCAAUUAUAACCAAGAUGUUGAAACAAAGUUAGCGAGUCCAGACAAGGUGUUACCUUGAGCCAGAUAGGUCCUUUCACCUUAAAUUUAUGAUACUUUUCCACAAUGUGCCAAUAGUCCUUUUCGCCUUUAAAGGGCCAUUUCAGAAUUUUCAAGAGGCCAUCAUUUUGAAGACUAUUCAGUGUUUCGCAGAUUAUUUUAAUGAUGCUAAUUUUGGUUUCAUUUUGGUUUUUGUUCACUACAUCUGUGUUUUGGUUGGAGUUUUGUAUCGAGUGUAAGCUGCAAGACUAAAACUGCUCACUUUAUUACAAAAGACAAAAAGUGUAUGUACAUUGGACCUAUUUGAGUUUUUUGUUUGUUUGUCUUUGUCUUGUUUUGUGUGUUUUUUGCUUUGUUUGCUCAAAUUCUUUAGCAGUGGUGUUUCUUUGGUAGUGCACUGCUGAAUGAAUAAAUGUGCCAUACUGCUUUUGUCACAACAUCCAUUGAUUUCAGGGAUAAUCAGUUGCAGCAUCCUGUGAAUCUCCCAGCACUAAAGAAGCAUUCUAAUGGGGAACCAAAUCAUUUAUGUUAAGUGAUGUGAGGUAUCCUCUCUAGCCCUAAUACUUAUGCUUAUUCCUGUCACAGCUUACAACUGUGAUAACUUUUUGAGAGAAUUAUCCUUGUUCCACAUUACUAGCCUUGAUAACACAUGUGAUGCUGCUGCUGCUUGUUUCUCCAAAUCAGUGUGAAGUUGAACCUUUUUGGUUAAGUGAUGACAGAGGCCGUCUGGUCAACGCUGCUUUUACUUCCUUGGCUGAACUGUUGAUGUGCAGCACCUGAUAAAUGGUGCGGACAUAUAAAAACGUUUAUCCAUGCCUUAACUUUUUGUUUGGGGGAAAACAAAAAUAGUUUUCCUUGCACUGUAUUAAAAUGAAAACAACUAAAUUAUAAGUGACUACAUAGACUGCCUGUUCUGUAAUUGUUGUUACUUUUUGAACCAAGUAUUAUUCAUAUGAAAGCCCAAGCUGAAUGUGGUGCAUAAUAGUUUAUUACUGAUUUUAGAAGGGACAACCAAUUUUCUGUAUGAGGCAGCACUACCUAAUAAACAUCAUACAAGGAAUACAAAGUCCUGAUUACAGCCUUUGUGUACGUUUCCCUCAAUAAAAGAUGUGUUUUCUGUAAA
This is a messenger RNA of Myripristis murdjan (pinecone soldierfish), 4460 nucleotides long. It is a transcript of the gene dclre1b, whose product is annotated as DNA cross-link repair 1B. NCBI's taxonomy places the organism in Eukaryota, Metazoa, Chordata, Actinopteri, Holocentriformes, Holocentridae. Gene Ontology annotation, molecular function: 5'-3' DNA exonuclease activity; damaged DNA binding. The transcript has 4 exons. Gene Ontology annotation, biological process: interstrand cross-link repair; telomere maintenance; double-strand break repair via nonhomologous end joining. The record is from RefSeq and is a predicted model, not a curated record. The coding region runs from base 441 to 2171 and encodes 576 amino acids.